Messenger RNA from Aspergillus niger, 624 nucleotides. RefSeq lists its product as uncharacterized. The record is from RefSeq and is a predicted model, not a curated record. Bases 1 to 624 code for a protein of 207 amino acids. The transcript is spliced from 3 exons. Gene Ontology annotation, cellular component: autophagosome membrane. Gene Ontology annotation, biological process: autophagosome assembly. NCBI's taxonomy places the organism in Eukaryota, Fungi, Ascomycota, Eurotiomycetes, Eurotiales, Aspergillaceae.
AUGGCCCACUGGAAAGAGGAGUACUCCGCCGCGCUGGCGGCUCGUGAUCGACGAGAGAAAGCCAGCAUAGCUAUCUACGAUGCUUAUACCCAACUGGCCGAUCGCACGGUUCACAUAGGAGCAACGGCUAGCAACCCACAGAGAUCAGAUCCGGUUGAAGCGCAGCAUGUGCCACCCGACACUUCAGCAUCCCGCUCCAGCAAAACGCCGACAGGAGCAGGCGCACAAGACCCAUCUUUACAGGAGACUCUCCUAGCAACACGUGCAGACCUGGCAGAGGCACAGCGGUCACGCUCCGAACUGCAGGACCAGCUCACACGCAUGACCACUGACCUAGAGAAGCUGCGGAAGAGAAGCACUCAGGAUAGCAGACGGAUCCGCUUAUUCGAAACCGAGAUUGCUCAUCUUCAACUACGUUUGAAGGAUCGAGAUGAAGAGUUGCGUGGGAAGGCAAAGCUACUGGAGGAUUUCCAAGACGAGCUGGCAUCGUUGAAUCUUCAACUGAAUAUGGCUGAAGAACGGUCAUCCCGACUGCAGAAAGAGAACCAAGAUCUCGUUGAUCGCUGGAUGGCUAGAAUGGGUAGGGAAGCAGAAGCCAUGAACGCUGCCUCUGAGUUCUCAUAG